Molecule: messenger RNA, 627 nt
Organism: Scheffersomyces coipomensis
Lineage: Eukaryota; Fungi; Ascomycota; Pichiomycetes; Serinales; Debaryomycetaceae
Gene: MRP8
Product: Mrp8p
Exons: 1
Coding region: 1-627 (208 amino acids)
Source: RefSeq, a predicted model, not a curated record
AUGUCUGAUACAAGUAGAAUCGAGCAAUUGGAAGCUAAAAUCGAACACUUAAGUGCUAUCAUUGAUAAACAACUGAAAAUCAUUGCUAAAACUGGAGAGAAAUUACUAACUUUAGAAUUAAAAGAUAUUAAAGCUAAAUUAAAUUCCAGUAAUACACCUCAAUCCACUACGAAAUUGGAUUUAGAUGAUUAUGUAACUAAUGAAGAUGUGGUCCAAUUGGUUACGGAAUUACAAGGUCAAUUGGAUCAAAUUGAAGAUCGAUCUGUGAUUCGUUUAUUUAAUAAUAGUGCAGUGAAUGAAGAUAAUGAUACCUUAGAAAUCUUAAGUAAUAAAGAUGGAGAAAUUCCUGAUUUUGAAGGAGUUCCAACUACUUUAGGUGAAUUCAAACAAUUGAGUAAUGUUGAUUUAAUUCAAUUAGGAUUAUUUUAUGAAGUUAUCUUCAUUCCUCAAGAAAAUCAACCAUCUCAAGAUCCUGAUCAAAUUGUUCAACAAUCAAAACCAGGUUCAAAAGAAUUGAAAAAUCAUAUUGAUCAAAUCUUAACAAACUUCUCUAAUGAAGAUUAUAUAACCUUGUUUGAUGAUUUAGCAAGAUACUUUGGUUUAAAAUAUAGAAAAGGUGGGAUUUAA